Molecule: messenger RNA, 4122 nt
Organism: Sphaeramia orbicularis (orbiculate cardinalfish)
Lineage: Eukaryota; Metazoa; Chordata; Actinopteri; Kurtiformes; Apogonidae
Gene: pdpk1b
Product: 3-phosphoinositide dependent protein kinase 1b
Exons: 14
Coding region: 239-1936 (565 amino acids)
Biological process (GO): peptidyl-serine phosphorylation; intracellular signal transduction
Molecular function (GO): ATP binding; protein serine/threonine kinase activity
Source: RefSeq, a predicted model, not a curated record
GGUAUUUGAAUAUCACCAACUGCCUGUCUGUCGCCCGACUCCAUCCCGAUCAGUAAGAUGAAGUUCAGUAGGUUGUAAAUGUGGCGAGGGGGGCGGACACAGCGGGACUCUCCUCUGCUGUCCUGCGGUAACAUUGUUGUGGAACGACGUCACAGCUCGAAAAUGAAGGCACAGAGGCAGCCAUUACUGGAGCUUCUCUAAUUAUUUUAUUCCAAAUAAAUACUCGCGGAAAACUCCCAUGGCAAGAGCCACAAGUCAGCUGUAUGAUGUUGUGCCCAUUCAGCCCAGUGUUGUCAUCUGUUCCUGCUCGCAUCCAUCAAUGGUAAGAAACCACCCUGACUCCUGCUCGCCACUUGCUAUCCCAGGCGCAAGCAGUAGCCACUGUCCCAGCAUGGAAGGGUCAGCAUCAGGGGCCCGUGCUGUAGGAGCGUCUGCCAGCAGCCAGGGCUCAGAGCUGCGCACACAGCCGGCUGUCCAGGCCCCUCAACCACGCAAAAAGAAGCCGGAGGACUUCAAAUUUGGCAAGAUUCUGGGAGAGGGCUCGUUCUCUACGGUUGUCCUGGCAAGAGAGCAGGUAACAGGAAAGGAAUAUGCAAUUAAGAUUUUAGAGAAGCGCCAUAUUAUGAAGGAGAACAAAGCCCAGUACGUGAAAAGAGAAAGGGAUUUGAUGUCAGACCUAGAUCACCCAUUCUUCGUCAAGCUUUACUUCACAUUUCAAGAUGAUGAGAAGUUGUAUUUUGGUCUCAGCUACGCUAAAAAUGGAGAACUUCUGAAAUACAUUCGCAAAAUUGGUUCAUUUGAUGAAACCUGUACUAGAUUCUACUCUGCUGAAAUAGUUUGUGCUCUAGAAUACUUACACAAGAAGGGGAUAAUACACAGAGACCUGAAACCAGAGAAUAUUCUUCUGAGUGAAGAGAUGCACAUCCAGAUAACAGAUUUUGGGACAGCAAAGCAGUUAUCAUCAGACAGUAAGCAAGCAAGAGCAAACUCCUUUGUAGGGACAGCGCAGUACGUGUCUCCAGAGCUGCUAACAGAGAAAUCAGCCUGCAAGAGCUCUGACCUUUGGGCUUUGGGAUGUAUUAUCUAUCAGCUGGUGGCUGGUUUACCACCAUUCAGAGCUGGAAACGAGUACCUAAUAUUUCAGAAGAUAAUAAAGCUGGAAUAUGAAUUUCCAGAAAAAUUCUUCCCCAAAGCCAAGGAACUUGUCAGACAGCUUUUGUCACUGGACCCCUCUAAGCGGCUUGGUUGUGAGGAGAUGGGAGGAUACGACCCUUUGAAGCAGCACCCUUUCUUUGACACAAUCUCAUGGAGUGACCUUCACCUACAGACACCCCCGAAACUCACCCCCUACCUGCCAGCCAUGUCUGAGGAUGAUGAGGACUGCUAUGGAAAUUACGAUGACCUCCUGAGCCAAUUCAGCAACAUGCAGGUGGCCCAGUCCAGCUCGUCACACUCCCUGUCGCCACACGAGUCUACACCCCCUCAGAGGUCCAGCAGUAACAUUGAGCAGUACAUCCACGACCUUGACAACAACUCCUUUGAGCUGGACCUGCAGUUUACUGAAGAGGAGAAGCAGCUAUUGCUGGACAAACAAACCACUGGAAAUCCUUGGCACCAGUUUGUUGAGAAUAACCUGAUCCUGAAAAUGGGCCCAGUGGAUAAACGAAAGGGUCUGUUUGCUCGGCGGAGACAGCUGCUUCUUACUGAAGGACCACACCUGUACUAUGUGGAUCCUGUCAACAAGGUCCUAAAAGGGGAGAUUCCUUGGUCCCUAGAGCUACGCCCCGAGGCCAAGAACUUCAAAACCUUCUUUGUUCACACGCCUAACCGAACAUAUUAUUUGAUGGACCCCAGCGGAAAUGCUGACAGAUGGUGCAAGAAGAUCCAGGAAGUGUGGAGAAAGAUCUAUCAACGGCACCAAAACCCAGGCCUAUAGGAGUACAGUUCCUCCUAUGGCCACUCCUCCUUAGCUCUGAGGCCAAUCACUGAGCAGAGUAACACCCUCUUUAGUGCCCUUCAUCACCGCAAUGUAAACAAACUCUUAGAGACGCUGGCAUCUAGACCUUGUUUGUUUUCCUGAGUAGAACCAUGGGAAAAAUACAACUUUGGAUUCAGGGUUGCUUUGCUUGUUCUUUGUGCUCUCUGUGAGGCUUCUAUUGCAUUUUUUCCAUGUAUGGAUGAUAAGACUGCCACCAUGCACAUCUGAUUUUUGUACAUUCUGCAGGGGAAUGAGAAGGGCAAACUUGUCUGUAGAGUGGCACAAGCUUGGGUACCGCUAGGACUAUCUUGAAUGCAAGGACUGGUUUCCUGCUUCUGUGAUACCAUAACACAAAAUCUAGCUUUUGUGAAACAGAGCCCAUCCUGAUAUCUUAAUUCAACCAUAUCCUAAUCCUACAUCAUAUGUACAAGCUGUAGUCAGGCCCCACAUCUAGUGCAUAUACUCCAUAGUUGUAACAGAUACUGUAUGCUGAUUCAGUCUCACACAUUUACACACACACACAUAUAUUUGUAUAUGUGUGUGUGUUUGUGCGUGUGUGUGUGCAGUCCAAUUAAAGUUGAGAUGCAACAAGGCAGAGUCCCAUCUGCAGUAAAACCUGGGUCUGAAUCAGUCUCAGUAUGAGGCAACCUUCAUGGCCGUUACUGAGGAUGUAUCGCUAACGGGGCAAGUAAACAUGCCACUAGCUUGUACUUCCUAAACAUAACUUGCUUAUCUUUCCUGCAUGACCAGUUUUGUAGCUCAGCCUUGUCCGCUUUCCUCUCCUAGGGCACUGGAGAAUAUAGUUUAUUCAUGUUUAAAGGUGGGUAUUUUUGAACACAACCAUUGCGAAUAAUAUUGGAUGAUUUGGCUGUUCUGUACCAUUCACUGGCUAUUUCUUUGUGGUGUGAUUUCUUCACUUUUUCUUUUUGUUCCUUUUUUUUUUCUUUUUUUUUUUUUUGGUGGGAUAGUCGGCUCAUAUUCAGUACGUCCUAUUGAAAAUAUCUUAUGUGCUGACAACCCCAUGCUGAACAGAAAAACUUUGUAAACAGAGAUAACAUUCACAUACUAUCAUUCUUGGAAGCAAUCACAGUACAAGCUGUUGUCCCUGGACAAAGAUGGCAGAACUGCCUCAUUGGGCUCUCAAUUUUGAUUGAGAUCUCUCACCUUUUUUUUUUUUUUUUUCUUUCUGACGUUUGGCCCAAUAGAAAUUAAAGCGUUUGAUUUAACUUGUGCUCUUGUUUUAGCAAUAUGUAUUAUCAUAAUGCUUUUAAUUUUUGACAUAUUACCUUAAGGUCCUUUCCAAAGGUCCUCUUCCUUCAGCUGAGUCUGUGUGUGCAGUGUGACUGGAGUAUAGGUGAAUAGGACCCUCUGGCCCAGGGGCCAGGGGGUCGAUGUGGGUGGAUGUCAGUUAAAGGAUAUGUCUGAUCCAAAUAACCGAUGAAAUUGCUGUAUCUGUCUAUAAAGUUGAGGAAACACUCAAGAGAAGUGUUUGCCUCUGGUUAGAAAAAUUGUUUGAAUCAAGUCGAUGGCAGUCAGUUACAUUGUAUAUGGAAUAUUCUACCUGGCUUGUAACUGACUAGAACUGUGAUGUACAGAUGAUGUAUUAUUAAAAUCUGAAGCAAGUAAUGCAAUGAUAUUAGGAUACAGUUUUUGUAUUUUUAUUCUUGUAUAAGGUUAUUUGAUGGCUAUUGUUUAGCCUCUAGUUCAUUCUGUGUUAUUUAAAUUCUAAUAUAUGAAUCAUAUUUGGAUUGAAGUCAUGUUCAGGGGCCAUGUUGUGUAUGUAUUGAGAUGUAAAGCCUUUGAAUGUGAAUAAUUAUUGUAAACUAUAAUAUUUUACAGCUUUUUUCUUACUAUAUCAUACAUUUUCUAUUUGCUCAGUGAUUUAAUCAUAUUCUGAUAAUUUAAUGAAUCUGUUCAUUCUCUCUCUGAUUAUUUGUGCGCUAGGUCAGUAGAUGUUGAAUGAUGAAUUUUCCACUUAAUGCUUGGUAGUCCGGUAAUUAAAGCAUGUAGGGAUUUAGGCAUACAAAUAAAGCCACGUGUCCUGUCUUCUGUUAACAACCAGUCAUGACACAGUGAAAGCAGCAGCAUCCAGUGGCAAUGGCAUCUCAUAUUUUGCAGCAUGUAAAUAAAGUACCGGCCCACUA